Messenger RNA from Glycine soja, 2155 nucleotides. RefSeq names its product protein prenyltransferase alpha subunit repeat-containing protein 1-B-like. The record is from RefSeq and is a predicted model, not a curated record. Gene Ontology annotation, molecular function: CAAX-protein geranylgeranyltransferase activity; protein farnesyltransferase activity. The coding region runs from base 135 to 1451 and encodes 438 amino acids. Gene Ontology annotation, biological process: protein geranylgeranylation; protein farnesylation. The transcript has 11 exons. Lineage: Eukaryota; Viridiplantae; Streptophyta; Magnoliopsida; Fabales; Fabaceae. Gene Ontology annotation, cellular component: protein farnesyltransferase complex; cytoplasm; CAAX-protein geranylgeranyltransferase complex.
GAAAGACAAAAAAAAAUCGACAACACCAUCACCGUCCUCUUCAGCCCUCCGGCGGCGUCACCGUUGUCCGAGAAAAGAACCCAUAGCAGGAGCGAAUGCUGUCAGCAACUUUGACUUGAUACAGGUUAGCAAAUAUGAGUGAAGAGUCUCAUUCUAAAGUAGAGGCUAUGGAUCUCUUACGUCAGUUGGAGGAUAUCCUCGAAUCCGAUGCUCUAAUUGAUGAGCUGGGUUUUAUUCAUCCAUCCCAAUUUUCCUUGCUAAAGGAAGAAUCGGACAUUUCGUCUAAUUUAUCUGACGAAGCUAUCCAUCAAUCAGCAGACAGGGUAGUAAUCUCUGAGGAAUCUUCCAAACAAAACAACCUAUAUUUUUGGAACAGAGAUCAUAAAUUGGGAAUUUCAACUCAUGUUCUUCUACCAUUAUAUAGAGCUGCUAAACAUGCGUUUAUGACUACAUUUAAACAAUACAGGAUGUGUGACAAUCAAUCUGACAAAGAUGGAAUGUGUUUACCUGCUUUUUCUUCUUGUGAUCAUCUUGAAAGUAUACUUAUGAGACACAGCAAGUCUCUUCUGCUGCUAAGCUGUGAUUUUAUGACAGCUUGGAAUUGCAGAAAGUUAAUAGUGUCCAAGAAGAAGAAGCUCUCAAUGUUUGUAGAUGAACUUCUCCUGUCAGAACUUGUGCUCUCAUAUUCACCCAAAAGUGAACAAGCUUGGAAUCAUAGGCGGUGGGUGAUCAAAUCAAUCUCUGCAAACUGUUCAAAUUUCAAAGAGAUUUUGGGAAAAGAAUCUGAGCUGGUGGAAAAAAUAGCUGAGAGUUCAAAAAUGAAUUAUCGUGCGUGGAAUCAUCGUUGCUGGUUAAUCUCAUACAUGACUAACAAACAGGUUCUAUACGAAUUAAAGAAAUCCAGAAGUUGGGCUGCACUGCAUGUUGCUGAUAAUUGUUGUUUUCAUUAUCGCAGACGACUAUUACUGAAAUUUAUGGAGAACCAAAAUUCUGUUGAAGAAACUAUAUCUUGUGGUCAUAAUGCUGAUAUUGUCCAAGCCUUGAAGGAUGAACUUGAUUGGAAUGAAGCAUUGAUAAAACGUUAUGUUGGAAGAGAGGCUCUAUGGCUUCAUCGUCGCUUUCUUUCCAUGUGUUGGAUAAAUAAUUUUCUACUUGAUUCUGGUGAUGCAUCCUACCAUUCCAAGGAGGCAAUCAGCAUGCAUCAUGACUUUGGCACCUUUCUGCGGAAUGAAUUAUGUCUUCUCCACUCCUCAACUUUUGUUGAUGAUGAUUUUGUGGAUGUCCAAGCACAAGCUGUAUAUUCUGCUAGUUACAUACUGUGGUUAAAAGUGCAAGUUCCUAAGUCUCUGGAGAAUAAGCUCCUUCAGAAGAUAAAAGAUGUUGAUCUGAAGAUCUUGCUGGAUAAAUCAUGCCCAGAGAGAUCCUCACUGUUUAAUUACUUUAUGAACUAGAUGGAAGCAUAUGAGCUAUGUGGGAUGGAGAGAUCCUCUGAUGUGCACUCUUCUCUUUAGAGGGUUAAGUGCCAAAUUGUUAUAACUCCACACAUUGUAUUUGAAAGAAAAAAAACAUCCAUAGAAAGUUGUUUUCAUAGGAAGUGUUUUUUGUGUUUCUUAUGAAACUAUUUCCAGUAACAAGGUUAGUUCAAGGUCAUAUUUCAUUCAUUAUGUGUGAUUAAACUCGCCUACAACAACUCAACUGCACCUCAGAUACUCAAGUCCAGCUUGAAUAAAAAAAAAAAGAUACUCAAGGCAAAGACUCCUAUAUGUGUAAGGGUAAAAGAGGGAUUAUGCAGGCUAUAAGUAACUCACAUACCUGGCAACAAGUGUGGGAAGCAUGGUGGUAAAGUUAGAGGCUGCAUGGGAUAUAAAGGAAAAGGUCGGGGAUAGAGAGACAAUCAUUUGGGUAGUUUUGGGUGGUUGUUACCACAGGGCAGAGAAGUUUUCCUUCUCUGAAUUCUUUCUUUCAUUAUCAGAAAAUCAAGUUCCUAUCACAAACAGUUAAGGUUUCGUAGAAGAGUUAAAAUGUAUUAACUACUACUGAUAAAUUUUGGGUUAGCUGUAAAUCUCUGAAAUUGAGCUGAUCUCAUGUCAUGAAACAGAAAAUUUGACCAUUUUACGGCUGAGGGAAAAGAACAUGACAUCCAUUUAUUUGUUUA